CACGAAAUGUUUGUGGUCCGGUGACUGAGUAGUCUAGUAGAAAGCGGCCUACCGUCGUUGAAGCGUGUGCGGCACGAAAGCUCAGUGCCAGCUCGCCGGCGUUAGAGGGAGCUACUUGGGUGAUAAAAAUAGCUGUCCGGCAUUACUGUAGCGAUGAAGUGGUGGGAGAUCCUAGCCUUGGAGGAGUUGCUUCCAGUCCUCCACAAACGCCUCCAUUCAACGGUCAUGGACAUUGUAGACAUUAUCGUCUCGGUUCAAAUGCUUGAUAUUGGCAGCGUCGAGUACGCUCGAAUUAUCCACGACCAACUGAUCCCACACGAACGAGUAACUGAGCUGCUGCGACAACUGAUUAUCUUGUCGGCUGAGAAGGAUGCCAUCGCUGGCGAUGCUCCCGAUGGCGAUGGUCCUCCAUCUAAGGAAUUCACCCAGCUAUGUAAAGCAAUCCGUGAGGUAGGUGAAACGGAGGUGGCUGAACAGCUGGAAGCGAUGAUACAACAAUGCAAGAAAACUGGAAGCCCUGAGGAAUUAGUGAAGUGUCGCUUGCUGAAGUCCAGAGUAGUAGGCUGUCUGGAAGAGUCGAUAGAGGAGGUGUGUGAACUGUACCACCAGGUAGCUGAACACGAACGUGUGGCAUUGCUGACAGCGGAGGAAAGAAAGCAGAAAUGCCUGGAAAAAUAUAGGGAGUAUUUGCAGAACCUGUGCCGACAACGCUGUAGGAGAUCCGAUAUGUCAUGUGCUGCUGACGAGUUCCUGCAGGAGGAUGCUCGCAAGGCAUACAUUUCCAUGCAAGCAUUGAGUCAGAGAGAAGCCUUGCGUGCUGCCAGAGCAUACAAACAGAAAGGCAAGGGCAAAGUAACUGAGCUAGAAGAGGCAGCGGACGACCAGAGAUCAUUUCCAUUGGAGAACCCGUCUCAACUUCUCACGGCACCGCAGCAAAACAGAAGAGCAAGGUCGAAUGGAGCAAAUGCUACUGAAGAUUCACCUGGCGAGCGUGCGGGAAAAAGGGAACCAUGGAAGACCAUGAUUAUGGCAGAUGCUGGUAGAGGCAAGACCAUGUUGUGCAGACGGGUGAUGGCAGAUUUCGUAUACAAGGAAAGAGACGAUGCUGCCACUGCUGCUGAUGAUCUACGUGAUCAGUUUGACUUUGUCAUUCCCAUCUGUGUGCAAGACGAAGACAGCCUUUCCACAACAAGUUGGAGUGAUUUUCUCGGUUUUGACGAACUCGGGCUGACCGGCAUGUUGAAAGAAAAGGAGAGGGAAAUCGUACUGGAGCACUUGUCAGCUAACUCUGACCGUGUACUGCUCAUCAUUGAUGGUGUUGAUGAGAGCAGUGCAGACGCUUUCCGCUACAACUCAGCCGCACGUGCAUUCAUGGAGGGCGAGAGGAGCAUGCUAAUGGGUGCUUCCGCCAUCAUCACCAGCCGCCCAUGCCAACAGGCAUACGAGAUUGUACCAGACUGCGCCAUGCACUAUCGACUUGGUGGAUUCAGCGAAAAGCAGCUGCAAGAGUUUGUGUGCAGUCGACUAGGAGAGGAAGACGGCAUGGCAUGCAUGUCAGAGCUCAGUCAGCCGGCCUACAAACAUUUGAAACAAGCAGUGCAGAGCACGCCACUACUGGCCACACUACUUUGUCAGCAGUACUUUCUCUCUAACAGUGUUCCUGCAUGCACUACUCUGUUCUAUGUACAGUACCUGUGCUCCGCCAUUGCACGACUGGAGAAGAGGCGUGGUGCCACUUUCGGCAAAGUGUCUUUGGCACGAGCAGUCCAGAGUGAGUUCUGCGGAGGACGGCUAUUCGAAUGCGGCGAGGAGGUAAGCCUAUACACUGUCGUUGAGUAUCACCUUGAAGAGUUUGUAAGAACUGACAGGCCAAGUGAACGCAAUGCUGAGUGUGUGGAGAUAGUGCAAGCUCUUUCUGCUUUGAACGGUCUUUGUUUAGAAGGCCUUUGUAAGCGGUCGUUCUCCUUUCCGGCAACUACAUUGCCAGAGAUUGCUGUGCGCAGGUGUCUAGAGCUUGGCUUACUCCUGCAGAACAGAGAUCGGAGGUCAUCUUACCGAGGACGAGUCACCAUCGCUCUCCCACACAUAACAAUGCAAGAGUGGUGUGCUGCACGUGCAUGUACCUCGGAACUGAAUUCAAUUAGCAGCGCUAGAGAAUGUUUGGGAGACUUUGGCGUGGAGAAGGAGAGGUGGCAGUUCUGGAAGUUCUUUGUCGGCACAGCUAGGAGUGACGUCUUGGAUGAGAUAUUGUCUGGAAUGAAGAAUUCAUCGUCAUUCACAGGAUCCUUAGCGAAGAGGUUUCGGCUUUUCCUGAUGCGAUGUGUUAUGGAACACCGCCUGUCAACAGGAAAAUUAGGCUCAAAAUCCACUUCUGUUCCCCCGCAGUCCUUUGCCAAGGAGUCUGUGAAUUUAUCUGGUAUGACCCUUGAUGACACAGACAUCAAAUCUGUGUGUAGUGUAUUGGAGAUUGUGGACAAAGGAACUGUUGAUUCUCUAAAUCUGGAAGGCUGCAAUUUGAAAGAGCAUCACGUAGCAGAACUUGCACCACUUCUUGAAAAGGCUCGUGUUGUGAACAUAUCUUCCAAUCCCCUGAGUGGAUUUCCACUGAAGAGCAUUUCGGAUCAGCUGAAGGUGUCAACAGGCGUGGAGAAUCUGCAGCUGAAAUCUACUCGUCUUACCAAAGCAGAGCAAGAUGGAGCAUCCCUGGCAGCGUGCUUCAUGCAUUCCUCCUUGACAGCAAUGACACUGAGACAUUGCAAACUAGACAAUGUGUGUUUGGCGUCAUUAGCUGAGAACAUUUCCUUGUGUUCAAACCUCGAAACAUUGUCACUGGGAGAGAGUUCUUUGGGGUACGGGUGCGGGACAGAUCUAGCACGGCUCAUGACCCAUUUGCCCAAUCUGCAGACUCUUAUUUUGGAUGAGAUUGGCCUUGGUGAUGAUGACCUUGGAAAGGUUUUGUCAGCGCUUAGCGUCCAUCGUUCAAUAGCCGAAUGCGACUUUACCGACAAUCAGCUCAGCGACACAAUUGAUCGUCAUCUGCUUAGCUUCUUUCGCAGUCGACGCUCUCAGGAACGGGCAUAUUGUGCUUCAAUCGCUCCUGCUACUCCAUCUUCACAACCAACCCAGUGUGAAAUCCUGCUAAACGGAAAUCCUGGGGUUACACUAGAUCUACUUGAAAAGCUUGCUCAGUCUGGAGUCUGUGGUAAUGAUGCCGUGCACUUCAGGUGCUGGUCUGUCACAUCCGUCUCCGUCAUCCGUAAAAGCGUGCCAACCCUGGUCAACAAGCACGGUGGCAUUCUAGUCGGCUUUGUACCAGAAGAAUCCAUGGCUGAGAUGGGAGAAUUCCUUGUGACCGACUCUACCCUGAAAGAAUUGGACCUGUCUUACAACCAGCUCAACGACAUUGGCGUCCAUUGCAUGGUGAUGCAUGGGCCCAGCCAAUAUCAGUAUAUCCGUUACCUGUGCCUUUCUUGUAAUAACAUACACCUGAGUGGAGCUGCUGUUCUUGUUGACGCCUUCAGAAACUCAGAACUGCUAGUAUUAAGAUUGAAUAGGAAUCCUCUCUUCCAAGAUGCUGACACCACGUCAACCGACUAUGCUCUCUUCUUCUCUAGCCUGGCAGAGCUCAAGCAUAUAAAAUGCAUCUCGCUGGGGAGGACAGGGGCUGAUAUGAGCAUCGCUGCGAAGCUUUUCGACACUCUGCGACCACUGUCGAUAGUCUUUCUCAACCUGGGGGAAAACCAGCUUGGAGAUGAUGUCACCACACUGCUAGUAUCCCUGCAAGAGUGCAACCACUCCAUGGAGAUUAUAGAUCUGGAGAAGAACAGCAUCACUGACAGUGGAGUGAGCGUUCUGACCAGCUGUCCAGCCGUCAUGGAUAUGGAACGAGUGCUUCUCUCAGGCAACCCCAUCGCAGAGCAAGCAGUGCCAAGGCCACUGCUAUUGGCCAAACACCGCUAUAACUAUCAGUUUUUUGUAGACAUUGCAGCAGAGUAUGACUACUGAUUCUGCAACUGGUCGUCCAGGGACAGAGCUUACUGAGUGUGGUGCAGCAUGUCCCCUCAGUCUCUGGCCGGCUAUGAACAGAAUGUACAAUCAUGUACGAUCAUGCACAUGUACACAAACAAUGACAAUGCUGUACCUAGCUGCCAGGUGAAGGAGUCCCUUGCAAUUAGAUUAGGAUAGGAUUGUGAAGAAGUAGUAGCCGUUGCAACUAAGGCAACCACUGCAGUUGUGGUAGUGUUGCAAAAGAAGGAUCCACGAGCGGGAUUCGAACCCAGCACCCCUGUCUUUCCGGGACAGUGCCCUACCGAUUAGGCUACCGGGGAUCACACACACUCAUGGGUCCUUCUUGCUACACUGCUCCCCCGCCCCAACAGGCUGUGUCCUCACGCCGUACCUAGCUCGCGGGGGGUACGAUGGGUCGUGGGUUCGAGCCAUUGCCAGGCGCCAAUGUUGCAAAAGAAGGAUCCACGAGCGGGAUUCGAACCCAGCACCCCUGUCUUUCCGGGACAGUGCCCUACCGAUUAGGCUACCGGGGAUCACACACACUCAUGGGUCCUUCUUGCUACAGUAGCUAUGGUAGCCAUGGUAGCUAUGGCAAUCAUUGCAGCUAUGGCAACCAUUGUCUCUAUAGCCAUGGCAGCUAGAAUCUCCGUUGUGCCUGCUCAAUCUGUGCGAAAGUUACUAAUUACUGUACGCGUUUUGGAUCAUGACCUGUGCUUGUGCUGCCUUUUAUACUUCCAGGUCUACAGACAAAAUAGACAGUUUGCAAGUGAACAUUUAGAUCAUUGUUUUCAACUUACUGAGCCUCUUCAUACCUACAUAAUAUAUACUUGUUGUUGUAUGACUUGUAUUAUCUUGCUGUAUGUGAGGGCUGGUGUGAUCGGUCAUGGCCUUUUACUCUCAGUCUCUCAAUCAAUCAAACAAGUUCCUGUCCUUGAAUGAUUUUAUUUUUUUAAUAUUUAUUCUUUGAACCGUCAAUUGAGAUUUUCCUGCGCCCGAUAACAUCCAUAAUGAGCUGAUCAGGCCAUGCCAGCUCCCUGUACAUAUAAUUUUGAAUAAUGUUACAGAGCAAAGCACAGCUGAGCUUUCUCUAGAUUGAGGCAUUUGGUGUAAGGUUAGGAUGAACCCAGGCUAGUUAGGUUUGCUACUUUUCUUGUGGUUCUUUCAUUGGUUCACACCGGGCGCCUGUGCUGUUCAAUUCUAUGAA
Sycon ciliatum is the source of this 5212-nucleotide messenger RNA. RefSeq lists its product as uncharacterized. Gene Ontology annotation, molecular function: protein binding. The coding region runs from base 154 to 4005 and encodes 1283 amino acids. NCBI's taxonomy places the organism in Eukaryota, Metazoa, Porifera, Calcarea, Leucosolenida, Sycettidae. The transcript has a single exon. The record is from RefSeq and is a predicted model, not a curated record.